Equus quagga is the source of this 2432-nucleotide messenger RNA. It is a transcript of the gene MEIS3, whose product is annotated as Meis homeobox 3. Gene Ontology annotation, biological process: animal organ morphogenesis; positive regulation of cell population proliferation; eye development. Gene Ontology annotation, molecular function: RNA polymerase II cis-regulatory region sequence-specific DNA binding; DNA-binding transcription activator activity, RNA polymerase II-specific. The transcript has 13 exons. Bases 122 to 1327 code for a protein of 401 amino acids. The record is from RefSeq and is a predicted model, not a curated record. NCBI's taxonomy places the organism in Eukaryota, Metazoa, Chordata, Mammalia, Perissodactyla, Equidae.
CAGCCUCCUGCCCCACCCCCUGGCGUCGGCCCCAUCGGCCACCCGGGCCGCUGCCCCUGGCUGCGCCCUCCCCGCCGGCCAGGCCCUGGAGGGACCCGGGAGCGGCCGCCGGCUUCAGCCCAUGGCCCGGAGGUACGAUGAGCUGCCUCACUACCCAGGCAUCGUGGAUGGCACUGCAGCCCUGGCUGGCUUCUCGGAGGCAGUGCCCACAGCACCGAGAGCCCCGGGGCCCUACGGCCCCCACCGGCCUCCUCAGCCCCCUCCCCUGGGCUUGGACAGUGAUGGCCUGAAGAGAGAGAAGGACGAGAUCUAUGGACACCCGCUCUUCCCCCUGCUGGCCCUGGUCUUUGAGAAAUGUGAACUGGCCACGUGCUCACCUCGUGACGUGGCCGGGGCUGGGCUGGGCACGCCCCCGGGCGGCGACGUCUGCUCCUCCGACUCCUUCAAUGAGGACAUUGCCGCUUUUGCCAAGCAGGUCCGCUCCGAGAGGCCCCUCUUCUCCUCCAACCCGGAGCUGGACAAUCUGAUGAUCCAGGCCAUCCAGGUGCUCCGGUUCCACCUGCUGGAGCUGGAGAAGGUCCACGACCUGUGCGACAACUUCUGUCAUCGCUACAUCACCUGCCUCAAGGGAAAGAUGCCCAUCGACCUGGUCAUCGAGGAUCGGGACGGCGGCUGCAGGGAGGACCUCGAGGACUACCCGGCCUCCUGCCCCAGCCUCCCGGAUCAGACUAACACAUGGAUUAGAGACCAUGAGGACAGUGGGUCUGUACAUUUGGGGACCCCGGGUCCAUCCAGUGGUGGCCUGGCCUCCCAGAGUGGGGACAACUCUAGUGACCAAGGAGACGGACUGGACACAAGCGUGGCCUCUCCCAGUUCUGGGGGAGAGGACGAGGAGCUGGACCAGGAGCGGCGUCGGAACAAGAAGCGGGGCAUCUUCCCCAAGGUGGCCACCAACAUCAUGAGAGCCUGGCUGUUCCAGCACCUCUCGAUGACAGGCCAGGCCUUGGGGAUCGGAUGGCGGCCCGGCAGGCAGGGUGACUCUCGCUGGUGGUCACAGCACCCGUACCCCUCGGAGGAGCAGAAGAAACAGCUGGCGCAGGACACGGGGCUCACGAUUCUGCAAGUCAACAACUGGUUCAUUAACGCCCGGAGACGCAUCGUGCAACCCAUGAUCGAUCAAUCCAACCGCACAGGGCAGGGUGCAGCCUUCAGCCCAGAGGGCCAGCCCGUAGGGGGCUACACGGAGACUCAGCCACACAUGACUGUGAGGCCGCCAGGGUCAAUGGGGAUGAGUUUGAACUUAGAAGGAGAGUGGCAUUAUCUAUAGACGCUGGACUCAAGAGAAGUACGUCACACCCGGGGAGAGCGCCCACAGGACGUGGCAGAGGCCGACACACACGCUCAAGCAGGCGGCAUUGCCAGCGACCCAGCAAAGUUCCAGAAAGGGUCACCCGGAGCUACCCUCGGAAACACUCGUGUGCGGCCCACAGAUGGACAGGCCGGACAGCAGGGAGGUCACGACCCAGACUCCAGCCCGACCGGCCUGGGUUCAAGUCCCCGCUCUGCCACUCACCACGAGGCCUUGGUCCCCGGACGAGGUGGCCGUCAUCAAACAUCCCUCCAGGACCGUCAGCUGCUGCUGCCUCCAGGGUCCGCCCGCCCUGCUCGUUGUUCCCAGACUCCACCGAGCUCCGUGCGAUUCUCGAGGCUUAGGCUCCGACCUUGGUGGAGACUGCCCGGGCCGGUCCCCUCCGGGGCCUCUGUCCUGGCUGCUCCCCCUGCCUGGGACACCCUUCCUGGCUCAGAGGUCGCGUCUGCAAAGACCAGCAGCAGCCAAACCAAGGCAGCCCCCUUGUGACCCUCACUUGUGGCCCCGACGCCGCCUCCCUGGGAUUCGCGCGGUUACCUGUUCGCCCCGCCCCCUUGUCACUCAUUCAUUCAGGCGGCUGCAUUCCCUGGGCCCGCCCUCUCUGCGGGUCCCUGCACGUCGCAAUCAAGACCUCUGCCCACGGGGACUGACGUCCACAGUGGACCCCAUCACCUGAGCGCUCCUGUAGCCUGCAAGAAGAUGACGCGGGUCAUAAAAAAGUAGAGCCGGGUCGGGCGGGGGUGGGCCUGCCACCCUUCCACCUGCGUCCCCUUCCUCUGCGGCGUGCUCUGUGCCAGGCCCCGUUCUAGGAGCUUGACACCCACCGACCGGGUCAACCCCACCGCUGAGCCUCAGACGGGGGGACCAUCACGCUCCCCACUUCCCGGAGGAGGAAACCAAGGCCCAGAGAGGCAGAUCGCUCGCCCGGGGUCACACAGCUGCCGCGCGUGGGUCUCAGAAGCUUGCGCGCUAGACACUCCUCCUGUCAUUUUUAAAAAAUAUAAUUCGAAGGUGCUAUGAUUUUUAAAGGGCCUAACGCGAACUAUUUUCUGGGUUAGAUAUG